AUUUCAGGCAUUUCUUGUAAAAUACAGAACCACCGGUGUUCAGAUGUAUUGAGUGUUUGCAGCAAAAUCAGCUGUAAUCGUUUAAACAAUUUUUUCCUAAUUUGUCUUCUUUUUUGAUUUUCACUUGUUCAUCUCAGCUUUGAUCCAAUUUUCAUUCACCGUAGUGGUGGUUUCAUCUUUGAAUCGCGGUAAUACGCCUAGAACCAGUAGUUUUAGCGUUGCCUCUAGAUCAUAAGUGAAUGAAAGAGUCCGUUCCAGAUUCAUUCUUUUCAGGACAAAGGCUCGACGUGGCAGUAGGGGUUCGCAAAGAUUCAUAUUUAUUAAAUUAGAAAUUUACUUGCAAAAAGUAUUGCGACCUUUUCACUUAGUUAUGAGUAUUUUUUCGGUAAGAAAACCGGUAAAAACAUGGUAAAAAAAGUUUUUUUUUGUUAUAAAUUGGGAUCACGCAGGUCAGUCAGCUCAAGAUUGAAUGGAAUAUUUGAAAUUCAUACACUGCACUGUUUAGCUUAAGUUUAGCUUAAUCUGCACUUUCACUGGCCACCGGAAGUUUCCCAUCUGGAAAAAUCUCAAAAACAUAUGUUCAAAAUCAUAAAUUGAAUUUCAUAAUUUAAUACCGACAUAAAAAAUCAUCCCAACUGAAAAAAAAAUCAAUAUAAUAGAGCUUCUAAAAAAUCAAUUUGAAAGUUAUCGAAAACAAUGAAGAAAAUUUCUGGCGCGUUUCUGAUUGUGACCCUUCAUGCUGUUUUGGUUGUGGGUCAAAACGGGGUUCUGGAGUGUGGUUGCUUCCAGACAGUUUCUGACUCUAGGCCGAACUCGACAUCGUUCGAGGACUCGAUGAGUACUUGUGUGUACAGAUGCAAAAUUGAGCCCACUUGCGUUGCUGUUGCUUUCAGUGAAGUGAAUGGCAAGUGUCAACUGCACAACAAGGAAACUGUAACUGUGGACCCUGCCAGUUGGCACUCGGACGCUUCAUGUUCCACUGGGGUAAAAGCGGAAGCUGGAAUGAGACUGUUCCUGUUCCAGUGGAGGUCUGGCAAGACCUAUGACUGCGACUACCUCUUCAAGAGUGGCGCUCUUCUUGGAAGCGGUUACACCACCAUUGACAUCCGAGGAGCUACAAUGGCAGUGUACUGUAGCAUCUCUGCUGACUCCACUUAUGCCCUAACAUACAUGGACGUUGGAGGAGCUGCAGUAGAUUCUGUUGUGGGAACUGUGGCAUUCAACCGUGUCAGACUGGACGUGCACCCGUGCAUGGUCAAUGUGGACACCACUGAUAUACUGGAGUCCGAUGAUCCCAAUAGUGGAAUCGAAAUCGGAGUCGUGUCUUCGUGCUCGAGCAGUCGAACCCACAGCUUCGAGCUCCAAAACACUCCCUUCCGCUUCGUCACGGGAUGGCACGAGAAGAUAGUCGUGGAUGGAACACCAGCAACGGAAGAGGACCCGAACGAAGGCUGGGCCGACUGGCAGAACGUGUCGGCUUCCUACACGAGUGAGUGCACCACACGGUGGAUGCUGACUAACGUGGACCUGGUGAAUGAGUUUGGAUACCAGCAGAUGAUUCCACUUGUCUUCAACCAGCGUUGAAAUCUGACACCGUCUCUUAAAAUUACCACGACUUCGGAUUUCCAUUUCGGACUGAUACAAUUGAUUAACAGCUGAAACAACUUAUUCAUAAAUCAUGGUUGUGCGAUCAAUUAUUCAAAGCGUGAUUUUCAUUAAAUUCAACGUUAUAACUUGUAUGCGUGUGAAGAGCUGGCUGAGGUUUUUAAUUUAUUUUGCUUGGACGCUUCAGAAAACUUUGGUAAAAAAUCAAU
Symsagittifera roscoffensis is the source of this 1814-nucleotide messenger RNA. RefSeq lists its product as uncharacterized. The coding region runs from base 697 to 1584 and encodes 295 amino acids. The record is from RefSeq and is a predicted model, not a curated record. NCBI's taxonomy places the organism in Eukaryota, Metazoa, Xenacoelomorpha, Acoela, Convolutidae. The transcript is spliced from 4 exons.